AUGCAUUCUCAACACAGUUCCGCAGCUAAUUUCACAGAGAAUGGUGCAAACGGGGAUACAAACGGGGAUGGAGGCAAGCAAAAUGCAGGGCCGGAACAAUUAGCCAUCGUGGGCAUGGCCUGUCGCUUGCCCGGUGAUGUCUCCAGCCCAGAAGAUUUCUGGGAACUGUGCUCCCGAGGCAGAAGCGCCUGGUCACCAAUCCCCGAGUCCCGAUUCAAUGCCUCUGCGUUCUAUCACCCGAAUCCAGAUCGCGCCGGAUCGAUUAACACGAAAGGUGGGCAUUUCCUCAAGGAGGAUGUCGGGUUAUUCGAUGCGCCGUUCUUCAACAUCACACUCCAGGAAGCGCGAUCCCUCGAUCCCCAGCAGAGACUGGCCCUCGAAUGUACAUACGAAGCACUUGAGAAUGCGGGAAUCCCCAAUCAUUCCAUCGCAGGGCGCAAGAUCGGUGUCUUUGCAGGCGCGUCGCUCCCGGAGUACGACAUGAAUAAUUUCAAGGAUACGGAGGCUAGUCCCAUGUACGCGGCAACGGGAACUGCUGCAUCGCUUCAGUCGAAUAGGAUUUCAUACUACUUUGAUCUGCAGGGGCCAAGUCUGACGAUAGAUACCGCGUGCUCAUCUAGUUUGACUGCUAUGCAUCUCGCGUGUCAAAGUCUUCGCGCCGGAGAGUGUUCCGCAGCGAUUGUAUCUGGGUGUCAUUUGAACUUGUUCCCAGAGGGGUUUAUAUCAAUGACGCGCUCAAGGUUGCUUUCGGAAGAAGGACGUACAUACGCAUUUGACCAACGAGGAAACGGAUUUGGACGAGGCGAAGGCGUUGGAUGCAUCGUGUUGAAAACACUCGAAGACGCACAGAAAGCAGGAGACGCCAUAAGAGCCAUCGUCGUGAACAGCGGGGCAAACCAGGACGGCCGAACAAGAGGAAUCACCAUGCCGAACGGCGCAGCUCAGGAAUCAUUGAUGCGCUCGGCCUACGAGGAUGCCGGAGUCGACCCGGCACUGACAGGAUACGUUGAAGCGCACGGCACAGGAACCCAAGUUGGAGAUCCGAUCGAAGCGACGGCACUGAAUACAAUUUUUGGAAAAGGUCGUACAACCCGCCAACCUUUAUUCAUUGGCUCCGUCAAAUCAAACCUGGGCCAUCUAGAGGGCGCGAGUGGGGUGGUUUCGAUCAUCAAGACUGCCUUGAUGUUGGAAAGGGGGUUUGUCUUGCCAAACUGCAAUUUUGAUAAGGCAAAUGAAGACAUUCCCCUGGCCAAAUGGAACAUGAAGGUAAACGGGAGGUGCUCAUCACGGCACGAGAGAUUAAGGAUUAAGGUCAUGGCUGACUGGUUCAAACAGGUCCCGAAGAAAUUAGCUCCCUGGCCUAGAGGCAAGCCCUAUGCAAGUGUGAACAACUUCGGUUUUGGAGGAUCAAACGCCCAUGUAAUCCUACGGGCUGGACCCCGUAGCAAAGGGGACGGAACCAUCAAGCUUGAUCCAUUACCGCGAAAAGUAUUCGUUCUCACGGGACACGAUAAGCAGGCGCUUGCUCAGCGGGCGAAUGAUCUAAAUGCCUACCUUGUGAAACAUCCCGCAAUCUUCGACAACCAUCUGUUGGGAAACAUUGCUUACACUCUUGGACAAAGGCGAAGUUUCUUCCAAUGGAGACUUGCAGUUUCCGCGUCCUUUGACAAAGAGUUGGUGGAGUUCUUGACUAGUAAUCCUGAACCACAUCGAGCGGCGCAAGAGCCUGUUCUCGCGUUCGUUUUCACUGGUCAAGGAGCACAGUGGCUUGGAAUGGGGAAGGAGUUGAUCGGGACAUAUCCUGUGUUUAAGCAGACAAUGCAAGCUGUAGAUGCUUGCCUUGCAGCUCUUGGUGCUGGAUUUUCAAUGAUCGAUGAGUUGCUCCUUAUCGACCCCGCUACAAGCUCUCUUUCGAAGGCUCAUAUGAGUCAACCAGCUUGUACAUCCGUCCAGAUAGCACUGGUCGACCUACUUCGCUCAUGGGGAAUAAAGCCCAGCGCCGUGACUGGUCAUUCAAGCGGCGAAAUAGCGGCAGCAUAUGCAGCAAACAAUCUGACACUCGAGGAAUGUGUCCAGAUUGCAUAUGCCCGUGGCCUUGCAUCUGGCUUUUUGACUCAAAGCUCUAGAACACAGGGUGCAAUGUUGGCCGUGGGAGCGAGCGCCACAGAAGUACAGCCCUUUGUGGAUGCGCUGACGAACAAGCAUGCCGUCAUCGCGUGUGUAAAUAGUGGUUCCAGUGUCACGGUAUCCGGGGAUGAGGAUGCCAUCGUUGAGCUCCAGGGGAUCCUGGAUAGAGAGCAAAUGUUUACCCGUCGGUUGCAAGUCGACGUCGCUUACCACUCCCACCACAUGAAGCAAGUAGCCCAACAAUAUCGCCUCCUGAUGGGCAAAAUUGUUCCGAAAGAGUCCGGCAUCCCCUUUCAUUCAGCAGUGCACGGCCGGAAAAUACCUGCGAAGGAUCUGGAUGCGUCAUAUUGGGCCGAUAAUCUUGUCUCCAGGGUGGAAUUCGUACAGGCUCUGCAGAACCUCGUCACGGAAAACCCGAAGGUUACUACGCUUAUCGAAAUCGGCCCGCACUGUGCUUUGCAGACGCCCAUCAAGCAGAUCCUUUCGCAAAGCUCCCCAAACAAAACCAUUCAAUACCUUCCGAGUCUGAAGCGCAAAGUCGACGCAGUUGAAGCGGCCCAGCAAUUAGUGGGCGCUCUCUUCGUGCGAGGGUAUUCAGUUGACCUGGGUGCCGUGAACUUCCCCGACUCCGGUGAGAAUGCCCGCAAGCCUACGCUGUUAACGAAUAUGCCAAAAUACCCCUGGAAUCAUUCCGAGCGAUAUUGGCACCUGUCUCGCUUGGCGCAUAAUCUGUAUUAUAGACCGACACCGCGCAACGACCUACUAGGCUCACUCUGUAUGGAAAAUGUUGAAUUCGAGCCGCGCUGGAGAAACAUCCUUCGGUUGGAUGACUUUCCCUGGAUUCGCCAGCACAAGGUCCUCGGGAGCAAUGUGGUACCGUUAACGGCAUUCCUGUCCAUGGCAAUUGAAGCUAUGGCCACGCACGCAGCACUUCAUCACAUUACCCUGGAGAAGGUCGACCUUCGAGAUGUUUCAAUAUCGCGUGCCUUGACGAUCGCCGAGGGUGCUUCCGUGGAGACAAUGUUCACAUUGAAACGCGUCAAUGAAUCCGCCAGCAAGCCUAUUGAUAGCUGGCAUGAGUUCAAAGCCUUCUCCUGGGUUGAAACGCGUGGCUGGGAGCAACAUUUUCAAGGUUUCGUAAAAGGCCAAGAAAGUCAGCAUGCGAAUCCUGUCGAUGGACAGCGACGACAAGCAGCCAUUUCAGCAGAGAUAUCGCGCCAACUAUCAGACCUCAAGGCCUCAUGCACUGUACCUGUUGGCUCAGAGACUCUUUACAGCAAUGUUGGGAGCAGCGGGGUUGAAUAUGGGCCGCUUUUCCGGUGCUUGUCUAACAUCUUGGUCAGCGAGGACUCGAAAUCAAGAGCCACGUUCUCUGCGCCAGAUACCAAGACCUGCAUGCCUCUCGAGCACGAAACUGAUUGCAUCAUCCACCCGGUCGCAUUGGACCACUGCCUCCAACUACUGUGGACACUACUAGGGUAUCAGCACGGCCGAUUAGAUGUAACGCACGUCCCGUCCCGGAUCUCGCAGUUUUCAAUUUCACUUAAACGCCCCUUCUCUGCAGGCACCCAAUUUGAGCUGUAUGCGCGCCCCCCUCUGCCUUCUCCAACACGUCGCCCACGGGGUAAUCGCAUCCUUGUCAUGCGGCCCGAAGACCCUCAAAAUCCAGCCAUCGAAAUUGACGGGGUAGUAAUGAUCCCUUUGACGAACGACGGCGGCAAAUCCUGGGCAAAAGAGCCUAAUGCCAUGUGCUACAAACUUCACUGGGAGCCGUGUCUUGACUUUCUCUCCACGAAAGAUUACAAGUCUCUUCUGGAAGGAAGCAAUGGAGAUCCACAUGGUGUUCAGAGGAUGCGACUUCUGGACCGGUUGGCGGAACAUUACCUUCGCAACGCCCUGGAGCAGGUCUCGCAUGAGGAAGUGCGCAAUCUGGAGAACCAUUACCUCAAGUUUUAUCACUGGAUCCAAAAAGCUUGUAAAUCCGCCCGCCUUGCACAGCCCCUGUCGGAGCAGACCAUCGACUACGUUCGAACCAUGAAUGGGUCUGGUGCUCUCCUGUACCAAAUUGGCUCGUCACUUCCCAAGAUCCUUCGGGGUGAAGUGGACCCGUUGAAUUGUAUGCUCGAGGACGACUUGCUAAACAGAUACUAUCAAGAGAUCGAUAACAUGCGUCAAUCCUACUCCCAGGUCUCGGUUUGCAUUAAGCAAAUGGGACAUCAGAACCCCAACAUCAACAUCCUCGAAAUCGGUGCUGGCACAGGCGGUGCUACUGUACCUAUCCUCGAAGCCCUUGGAGGGGGGAAGUCCGGAACAACCCCACGAUUCAGCCAGUACACCUACACCGACAUCUCUCCCGGCUUCUUUGAGAAAGCCAAGAUUAAGUUUGAACCGUGGGACCAUCUCAUGACAUACCAAACUCUCGACAUAUCCUCCGAUCCGACAAAGCAGGGUUACCAGCCUCAUUCAUACGAUCUAGUCGUUGCCUGUAACGUCCUCCACGCAACUCCAGAGAUCAACAAGACAGUCGAACAUGUCCGGAUGCUGCUCAAGCCAGGGGGCAAAUUGAUCCUGAUUGAGGAGACUUCGUUCAAAGCCAGACUUUUCCCUUUCGCAGCUCUGCCUGGGUGGUGGCUAAGCCAGGAUGCGAAUCGCGUUGACGGGCCACUUCUCGAUCUCGAUGGGUGGAACAGUGUCCUAACCGCAAAUGACUUCUCGGGGAUCGAUGUCCAGCUCGACGACUAUCCGGACUCGGAAGAUCGAAGCAGUAGCAUCAUGGUUUCUACGGCCAAGGGAUCGAAGAAUGGACCCGAGAACGAUGGUGAUAUUGUCAUUAUCAACAAUGAUAGGAGCCACAAGUCCCAUUUAAGGGAUGGCUUGAAGAAGUCCAUAAGACAGACGACAGGCGUUGAUCCCGUUGAAGUCGCACUAACCCAGGCGAAUGUUACUGGCAAGUGGUGCAUCUUCCUCGGCGAUAUGGAACAGCCGAUCCUUUCGCAAUUAGACCCUGGACACUUCAAGAAGAUCCAGAAUCUGGUCAGCGGCGCUCGAGGGCUACUAUGGGUCAUCCAACACAAUAACAAGGAUUCACGAUCUCUCGCCGAGAACAUGGUGAUAGGUCUAGCUCGAACGGUGAGGUCGGAAACUGGCUUACCAUUCGUCACGUUGGACCUGGGCGAGAAACUGAAUAUAUCAACCGUGGAGGCUAUUGGUCACAUCGAAAAAGUGUUCAACGGUGCUUUCUGUCGAAAGUCACAGCUCACUGAAGCCGAUAUGGAGUUCACAGUUCGCCAAGGGCGUAUCUGCGUAUCUCGUCUUGUCGAUAACGAUGCGCUCAAUUUGAGCAUCCAACAGGAGGCCCAGGAGGCGCCACCACAAUUGCAACUCUUCCAACAGCCACAGCGACCCUUGAAGCUGACCACCGGACAUAGCAGAAUGUUGGAUGAGUUGUACUUCACGGACGACCAGUCUCUGGCAGCCCCGUUGCCUGAGGAUUAUAUUGAAGUCCGCGUCUCGCAUGUGGGACUGAACUUCAGAGAUGUUCUAGUUGCGAUGGGUCAGCUCCAAGAAGGCAUGCUCGGUCAGGAGUGUAGUGGUGUCGUUACCGCCGUUGGAAUGAAGGUGACUGACUUCCGAGUUGGGGAUCGUGUGUUUGCAAUGUCGCCUGGAUGCCUUUCCACAAUCGCACGAUGCCCGGCGUAUUGCGCCUGCACUUUACCCGAGAAUGUCUCCUUAGAGCUAGCAGCCUCUAUUUCCACAGUCUUCAGCACCGCAUACUACUCCUUGAUCGACCUCGGACGACUACAAAAAGGGGAGAGCAUUCUCAUUCACGCCGCCGCCGGAGGUGUCGGACAAGCAGCCAUCAUCAUAGCGCAGUCUAUCGGCGCCAAAGUCUUUGCCACAGUUGGCAGCCAAGAGAAGAAAGAAUUCCUGAUAGAGACUUACAAUUUUGACAGUGACCAGAUCUACUUCAGCCGAGAUACCUCUUUCGCUCGGGGGAUCCUGCACGCCACGGACGGCGAGGGGGUAGACGUGGCCUUGAACUCCCUGGAUGGAGACGCGUUACAAGCGACUUUUAAAUGUGUUGCUCCAUUCGGACGGUUCAUUGAGAUGGGAAAGAGGGACAUCGUUCAGAACUCCAGAUUAGAAAUGGCGCCUUUUGAUCGGAACGUGUCGUUUGCCUCGGUGGAUAUGAACAUUGUAAGGGAAAAGCGACCGAUGAUGUUCAAUAGAUUGUUGCGCAAUUCUGUCGACUUGUUCGUGCGAAGCCAGGCCCUAACGCAGUGGCCCGUCACCACAAUUCCCAUCUCAGAAAUUGAAUCCGGCUUCCGCGCCUUGCAAGGUGGUCAGGUUAUCGGUAAGAUGGUCGUCCGGAUGGUAGACGAUCCAGACGGUGAACAUGCCAUGGUGAAGGUUCAUCCAGCCAGAAAGCCUGGCGCCCUCGUCCAGCCGAAUGCGUCGUAUAUCAUCGUCGGAGGAACAGGAGGAAUCGGCCUCGACCUCGCCAGCUGGCUCCCCAGCAAAGGCGCCACACAUCUUAUUCUAGUUUCUAGAAGUGGCGCCGCAAGCGACAACGCCAAACGAACUGUCCAAGAGCUGACAGAGAACGGCAUUAUAGUCGAAAUCUGCCGCUGCAACAUAUCCAACCAGGCAGAUGUGACAGAAAAGCUCGGCCAUAUUCUGCGCCAAAUGCCCCCCGUCCGUGGAGUCAUCUACGGCGCUAUGGUUCUUCGCGACAUUCUCUUCGAGAAAAUGACCCAUAACGACUACAUGGCGGUCAUUAAGCCCCGAGUCCACGGUAUCAUGAACCUACAAUCUCUCCUCAAAUCCUCAUCCACCCUCGAUUUCUUCAUCAACCUCUCCUCCGGCGCCAGCUUCAUCGGCAACAUGGGACAAGCCCAAUACGCCGCCAGCGGCGGGUUCAUGGCCGCCCUCGCCCAAUAUCCGCAAGCCUCAGGCCUACCCUGCACAACGCUCGACCUGCCCAUCGUCCGGGGAGUCGGAUAUCUCAGCGAGGACCAACAGAAGCUCGAACAAGUCUCCGCACAGCUCGGCACUUCAGCCAUCACCGCAGUCGAGAUCCGAUGCAUUGUCGCAGCCGCGAUACGGAACGAGAUCCGCGAAUCCAGCGAAGGCCACUGCGUCAUUGGAUUCGAUUUCAUAAAAUCGACGCCCGUCGCCGAGCUCCCACACUGGGUCAAAGACGCACGUUUCUCGAACCUCACCCGUCUCUCGCAACUCAUGGAAACCGCCGCGUCGAACAGCGCAGCGGCGAAACAGACCGCCGUCGAAGUCUCCCCGGCUACUGCUGUGCGCUCGGCGCGGGCCCUUGAUGCAGCCGAGAGUCUGGUCGUCGACGCGGUAAUCAAGAAGCUGUCGAGUAUUUUGAUGCGUCCGGCAGAGGAGUUGGAUCCGUCUGUCCCGAUCUCUGUGUAUGGGUUGGACUCUUUGGUUGCGAUUGAGGUCCGGAAUUGGAUUACUAGGGAGUUGGAAGCCAGUUUGCAGAUCUUGGAGAUUUUGGCGAGUGAUUCCCUGCCUGUGUUGGCGCGGUUGAUCUUGAAGAAAUCGGGGAUCUUGUCGGUUAAGGUCAAGGGGGAAUGGGGGUUGAUUGGGAAUGAGAGUUAAGUCGCUGAGGGGAUGGUGUGGUUUGGUUUGAUUGGUGAUGUUAAAUUGCAGUUUAUUUCGUUUAUAUUGAUUGAUGUUAGAUGUUUUGUGAAUUCGCUGUAGAUGCAUACGUUAUAUACGAUAAUAUCAUUUUUGCUGUUUCCCGAACUCUAUAGAUCAGAUCUGUUGCCUUGAAUCCUUGAUUGUGCCGUAGACAGAGACAAGAUAACAGGUCUACAGACAGUUUAUGAAGGGACCGGUCCUCUGAAU
Messenger RNA from Aspergillus melleus, 7998 nucleotides. RefSeq names its product type I polyketide synthase. Gene Ontology annotation, molecular function: 3-oxoacyl-[acyl-carrier-protein] synthase activity; oxidoreductase activity; fatty acid synthase activity. Gene Ontology annotation, biological process: fatty acid biosynthetic process; secondary metabolite biosynthetic process. Lineage: Eukaryota; Fungi; Ascomycota; Eurotiomycetes; Eurotiales; Aspergillaceae. The record is from RefSeq and is a predicted model, not a curated record. The transcript is spliced from 5 exons. Bases 1 to 7749 code for a protein of 2582 amino acids.